GUUUUGGAAAAUAAUGAAGAAGCCCGCUAUCUUUUAUCACCAGAUCGUCACCAUCUUGUUUUUCUACCUCACUGUGCCCCUCUGCUCAUCAACAACUUGUUCUCCGUCAAUUGGUCCCCCGAACAGUUGCAGCGUAUAAUCCUAUUCUCCAACGGCUGGAAACAGAUGCGCGCAGAGUUUACCGCAGUCGGAGAGCCAGAUAGCGUUAUUGCUACAGAAUUGGCUUACCUCCACACAUUAGAACAAGUUGUCGUCGUCGAACAUGGUAUCCACCAGCCCCACCUGAGUAGAGAGGAACUGGAUUUCGAGGGAUUACGUGUGCAGUGGUUUCCAUCGCAUGCUUUAUCUCGUCUUCCACCGGAAGCUUGGAGCAGGCCUCCCUAUUCCGUUUCCACCGGUGAUGUCUCAUCCAACGAGUUAGAAGCUGUCGCACCUCUCAUCACAAAGGACCUGAACUUAAAAGGUCGAUUUUAUGCGGAUGUUAUCGCACGUGACCUCGUGCCUACUUUUGUUGAUUUGGUUUCUAAACAUAAUGAUGACUAG
This is a messenger RNA of Dicrocoelium dendriticum, 543 nucleotides long. NCBI's taxonomy places the organism in Eukaryota, Metazoa, Platyhelminthes, Trematoda, Plagiorchiida, Dicrocoeliidae. The record is from the annotation of a GenBank genome assembly.